GGAGGAGUGAACGCCUCAGUCUGUUCUGACGGAGCUGAAGUACAGAAACCAUAUUUACAGGUACAUGUGACAGUGCUGCAGCUAUGAGUGGAAUUUUUAAGGGGAAGUUUGAAGAAAUCAACGGUUCUUUAACCUGUUCCUCUGUGCAGGAAUCAGGUGAUGAAGUUUUUAGCUGUGACAGUGCUGACAGUGUUGACAGUGUCAAUUCAUCCUCUUCGAACCAUUUCACUGGUACAUGUGACAGUGCUGCAGCUAUGAGUGGAAUUUUAAAGAGGAAGUUUGAAGAAGUUGACGGCUCUUCACCCUGCUCCUCUGUGCGGGAAUCAGAUGAUGAAGUCUCCAGCAGUGAAAGUGCUGACAGUGGGGACAGUGUCAAUCCAUCCACUUCUAAUCAUUUUCCCCCUUCCUCCAUCCUCAAAAGGGAGAAGCGCCUGAGGACCAAAAAUGUGCAUUUUAGUUGUGUCACUGUGUAUUACUUCACCAGAAGGCAAGGCUUCACGAGUGUGCCCAGUCAAGGAGGCAGUACCCUGGGCAUGUCCAGCCGACACAACAGUGUACGCCAGUAUACUCUGGGUGAAUUCGCCCGAGAGCAGGAGAGACUGCACCGGGAGAUGUUGAGAGAACACCUCCGAGAGGAAAAACUGAACUCUUUAAAACUAAAGAUGACUAAGAAUGGCACCGUGGAAUCUGAAGAAGCUAGCACUCUCACUGUGGAUGACAUUUCUGAUGAUGAUAUUGAUUUAGACAACACCGAGGUAGAUGAGUACUUCUUUCUGCAACCCCUGCCAACAAAAAAACGAAGAGCACUGCUGCGGGCCUCUGGCGUGAAAAAGAUUGAUGUGGAAGAGAAGCAUGAGCUUCGAGCCAUUCGCUUGUCGAGGGAGGACUGUGGAUGCGACUGCCGCGUGUUCUGUGAUCCAGAAACGUGUACCUGCAGUCUGGCAGGCAUUAAGUGUCAGGUGGAUCGAAUGUCUUUCCCAUGUGGCUGCACGAAAGAAGGAUGCAGUAACACAGCAGGUAGAAUUGAAUUUAAUCCCAUCCGUGUCCGGACUCACUUUUUGCACACCAUAAUGAAACUUGAACUGGAGAAAAACCGAGAGCAGCAAAUCCCCACGCUGAAUGGCUGCCAUGGGGAGCUCAGUGCUCACAGUAGUUCCAUGGGCCCAGUAGCUCACUCGGUAGAAUAUUCCAUCACAGACAAUUUUGAGAUUGAAACGGAACCCCAGGCUGCAGUGCUGCACCUGCAGUCCGCUGAGGAAUUAGAUUGCCCGGGAGAGGAGGAGGAGGAAGAGGAAGAGGAGGAGGAAGAAGAUGGGAGCAGCUUCUGCAGUGGAGUCACCGAUUCUAGCACACAAAGCUUGGCACCAAGUGAGUCAGAUGAGGAGGAGGAGGAGGAAGAGGAAGAAGAGGAGGAGGAUGAAGAUGAUGAAAAAGGGGACAGCUUCGUGGAAGGCUUGGGUACUCAUGCUGAAGUUGUUCCUCUUCCCUCUGUCCUCUGUUAUUCUGAUGGCACUGCCAUUCAUGAAAGUCACCCGAAAAAUGCUUCUUUUUAUGCCAAUUCUUCAACUCUGUAUUACCAAAUAGACAGCCACCUUCCAGGAACACCGAGCCAGAUCUCGGAGAACUACUCUGAAAGAGAAACGAUCAAAAAUGGUACCCUCUCGUUGGUGCCUUACACCAUGACCCCAGAACAGUUUGUGGACUACGCCCGACAAGCAGAAGAGGCUUAUGGCACCUCCCACUACCCAGCUGCCAAUCCCUCUGUUAUCGUUUGCUGUUCCUCUGCAGAGAAUGACAGUGGGAUGCCCUGCAACAGUUUAUAUCCCGAACACAGGUCCAGCCAUCCCCAAGUGGAAUUUCACUCCUACUUGAAAGGCCCCUCUCCUGAAGGAUUCGUGUCUACUUUGAAUGGUGACAGCCACAUUUCAGAGCACCCUGCUGAAAAUCCCCUGAGCCUUGCAGAAAAGAGCAGAUUGCACGAGGAGUGCAUCAAAUCACCUGUGGUUGAGACUGUCCCAGUGUAGUAGCUUCAGUUAUUUUAGGACCAACUGACUCUUUUCUUGUGUAAAGCACUGUAUCUCGUUGGAUUUCUGGGCUCAUCCUUGUUUAAACCGAGGACCAAAAAAACUUUGACUGUGGUAAAUCUUCCAGACUGUAUUCUGCUCUCCUCCAUUCUAGCUCUAUGACUGUGGCGUUGCACAAAUACAGUCUUUAUGAGGAUUUUAAAAUAUUUCAGACAGUUUUGAUAGAAAAUGCUAAUUUAAAAAAAAGCAUAUCUCACAGUUGCCUACCUGUCAAACUGUGCGAAACCUGCCAAGCUAUGUAGAUCAGACCUCCAAGUUUUGGAUUAUCGGGCCUGUGCAAGAUAGUUAACCAAGAGUGGGAAAUAAUAAGAUUUAGAGUCCUAAUUUUCGAUAUAUCUGAAGAUGAUGGUGACUUUUUAAUGUCAAAGUAAUUAUUGUAAGAAAAAAAGAUUUAAUAGUUCCAUGUGUAUUUUAUUUAUGGUAGUUAGAAGCUAUGUUUUGAUGAAAAUGAACAGCAGCAUGUUCUUUUAAGCUGAAGAUGCAUAGUUAGUACCACCGAGCAUGCCACAUGGAUUGCACCUGGAAUCCAUUCACAUUUUUAUGAUCAUGACUGAUCAGAUUUGCAAAUACUUUCUUAAGGGUGAAAUAGGCCUAUUUUUGCUAUUUUGGACAAAUAAAUGAGUCUCUAUGUGCAGGUCCUUAAACAGUUUUCUCUAAAGUUAAGAGUUAGGACAAUCCUGCAGUGAGGGUCUAGUUCAUUACCCUCCCUCAAUUGACUCCAGAGAUGGAGGCAGACGGAAUUGCCUUUCUUUUUUAAACAGCAUCAUCCUGGUUCUUAGCUUGGACAGCACCUUUAAACUCUACUCCCCUCUGUCAAAAUGCACUUUAGUGCCCCUUCAUGGUACCUGGUGAGGGGUGGGGACUGAGAACUCUUUGAGAUGAAAAAAUUUUCAAAAAAAAAAAGGUUUUUUAAUCAGUAUCUAUUAUAAGGUUCUUAUAAUUAACAUAAAGGAAUCAUCCGGUGAUACUUUAUGAAGGAAAAAUGACCUAUUUUCUUUCGCCACUCUGAAGACCUAACUCAAUAGAAACAGAGGAGGCUGAGGAAACAUGGAAGGAACACCUCAGCAACCAGCCUUUUCUACAGCGUGAUCAAUCUAUCUCUGCAAAAUGAGUGAGAAUGAGAUUUCCAUUUAGUGACUAGCUGAUUGAAGCGAGGCCUCUACCCAGAUACUCUACUAGGCCUUACUUUUCUGAAGCAUUUUGAUUUCACUUGUACGGACAAUUAGCCAAACAGUCCAGAAUGCAUUGAAUACUUUCUAAUUACCUCAUGUGCCCUUAUUAAAAGGGACAGAUAGAAACAAACCCUGCACUCCCCACCUUUAGGUUAUCUGCACUUGAUUCAUGGGAGGACUUCUAAAAUUCUGUUUUCUUGUAAAUUACUUUAGGUAACUAAAUAGGGUUCUGCCUUUUUUUUUAAUGCAAUAUGACAAUGCUAAAUCCAUUUUACAUUUUUAACCUUCUGUUGGUAUAUCAUUUUAUAUUUUAUGCCUCUUUGAAAUAUGGACAUGCCUUGCUAUUCAGUGACUGCAUUGCUACUUUCUUUUUAGGUCUUUUGAGAUCUGGAUGUUUAGAAAUGUAGAUUUGAAAAUACACUGUAGGUCUCAAUUCCUUUUUUAAAAAUCCUUAUUUAGUUAAAUUUACAAAUGUUUGGUCUAAGGAAAGUCCUCCAAUAGAAAAGUUUCUACUAACACUUGAUUUGGGGAAAAUAUGUUUACUUGGCAGCUCUUUCACUGUGCAGUUGGUUCCUGCCUGCAAUCAGCCCCCAGCUCCGGGGCAAAUUUAGGACCAUAUUGACAUUAAAGAAACUUUGGGUUUGUCCUUAGGGUUAUAGCAGUAUUGAGGUCAUGGAAGUUCCUUUUGAAGAAAUCUUUUGUGGUUAUCAGACUGGGGUUUACUCAAAUCUUGGUAACAUAUCCCUGGGCAUCUAUGAAGGUGCAGGUUUCAGUUCUUGACCUCCCAAAUAUUUUCUAGUACUGAUGUGAUCUAAAGAGCCCAAAGAGAAAAUGACAAGUUUUCUGUCCCUUCAUUGAAAUAAAUGAAGAAGCGGGUGUGCUGUAUUUUCUGGUCCAUUAUAAGCCCUUCAAGUUUCUCUGUGUGAAGCACUCAGGGCUUAUUCUUGGAACAGAGAGUGUGAAAAAGUGGAUACCAUGAGUCUGACUGCAGCAACAUUAAAAGAGUGAUAGUUCAGUUUAGAAAGGAUGGAUAGUUAUAAAUUCAGCUUUAUUUUCACAAGAAGGUUUGAUGCUUAUAUAUUUAUGUUGAGCUGGAUCUCUGUUUUAUUGUUUACAUCCAAAAGGAUGCUUUACCUAGAAAUAGGCAAACAAAACAAAAUCAAACAAACAAAAAAAGUCUUUUGUUCUCUGUCCAGUUGGGACUGAAAAUCACUGCUAUGCAGAAUAAAUCUUCCAACCAUGACAGCUCCAUUCUGAACUUUCAUAUAUCUAACCUAACUCCUAAUCAUGUCCCACAAAAUUAGUACACAGAAUACCUAUCAAAACAUCCCCCCUCUCAGACAUACACGAAAUACAGUGCACACUAGAGAAUGGCAGGUGAUAGGCAAUGAUCAGUAUUAAGUACUACAACUUUUCCACCCAAGAAUCUGGUUGGAUUUUAUAAUCCAAAACUGUGACUAGAAAAAUGAAAAAAAAAUUAAACUACAAUUUGAAAAUAUUUGGGCAGAGUUACAAAUAAUGCUAAUGGUGGAAUUACUUUAUUGUUACUUCCUUUCACAGAAGAGCUGAGAAAGCACAGUGUUCCAUCGAUUUUUAUUUUCCAUUAAUAACCCUACUAUUCAACAGAAAUUGCCCACAUGCCAGGAAAGCACUAUAGUUUUUCUAAGCUUUUUAAAAUGGAGAUCAAGCUGGAUGCAGCCAAUUGGGAUACUUAAGAUCUCUAUAGCAAGACACAAUAACCUGACCUGCAGCUGUUGUGUUGCUCCCAUAGUAUAUCUGACCAAAUUAGUCCUUUUUGAUAUAGCUUUUUAGUCAUUUACUGUCAAUGGCAAAGCCUCCCCCUCUGCUCCCUGUUGUCUCAGCACCACCCUGCACCUUUCACUGGAAUUUAAUUCCCAGUGAUAAUCCCAGCCAAAUUGAUUUGCAAGUCAAGUGAUGAGAGCAGCUUGCAUCUUCUUUGUCAUUCCAGAUCUCCUCUGAGAAAAAGAAGUCAAUGAAAGAGGUUUACUUAAGUUGGUUCUUCCAUCUCUUGAUCAUUGAUUAUUAAGACAUAAAUGAAAUCUGGUGGUCCCAUGUCUUUGAGUUAAUUAAAUAUUGUAGUUAUUUUUUGAACAUCAUUCUUUUUUUUUUGUGAUGAAGCUAUAUUUUCCCAGUAUGCCAGACACAUGGAAAACAUAAAAGUAAUAAUUAUUAGUGAUAAAAUCUUUAUAAUAUUCUCUGCCCAGCAAUUCUUACCUUAAAAAAAUUAAUUACAGGGGCUGGAGCAAUAGCACAGUGCGUAGGGCGUUUGCCUUGCACUCAGCCAACGUGGGUUCAAUUCCCAGCAUCCCAUAUGGUUCCCCGAGAACUGCCAGGAGUAAUUCCUGAGUGUACAGCCAGGAGUAACCCCUGUGCAUCUCUGGGUGUGAGCCAAAAAGCAAAUAAGUAAAUAAAUAAGUUACAAGAAACUCUUCCAUAAAUAAAUCAAGAUGCAGGGAAGAUUACAUUAAGUGAUUAUGACCUUUGAAUUUUUAUACUGUGGUCUAACAAAUGACUUCUAGGCAAAAUUUUUAUUUGGUUAUCCCUAAACAGUGAAAUAUAUCAUGGUUUAUUUUUUAUAAAUUGGUGUCUCUGAUCCUUUAUCUUUCUGAUAUUAUAAUCCAUUGGUCUUGACAGAAUUUUUUGUUUCCAAUUUUUUCAAUAUAGAUAUUUACCUAGUAUGUUAAAGGAAGUGCCCUGGGUUAUAUAAAGAAGGGAGGUUGGGCACUGCAAAUUCCUAGUGAAGGUGAUGAUGAUGAAAAGUGGUGUGGAUUAUUCAGCCAGACAUCUGGUUGUGAGUUUGUAAAGUGGUAUUAGAAAAAGUGACACUAAUUCUUGUCUAAUAAUAGAAAAGCUGCCACUAGAAGGACUUCCUUUUCCUAAAUUAAUGGAACUCAUAAGAACCUCCUUCCUCUCCUUAUAUCUAAAUUCAUCAAUUUAAUCUAGACUGGGUUAGAAUGAUCAAAUGAGAAAUGGAGACUCUUACUAAUUGCUUCCUCCGUAUUAAAUGUAUAAAAACAAUGCUAAACUUAUAUCAGGGCCAGAGCGUUGGAACAGCAGAUAGGGCACUUGUCUUUCAAGAAGCUGAACUAGAUUCUAUUCCCUGUACCCUAUAUGAACCUCUGAGCCUUGCCAGAUGUAAUUCCUGAGUGCAGAGCUAGGAGUAAACCCUGAGCACCACUGAGUAUGACCCCAAAAAACAAAAACUAAAAUUAAAAUUAUAUCAGUAAAUCACUACCAGAUAAUAUCAACAGUGGGUUCGACUCAUAUAUAACCCAGGGAAUAUGUCAGGAAUCCUCUCAAACAACAAUGUGGAAUAUGAUCUUUCUGGCUUCUAUUUAUAAAUAGGGUAUCAAGAUAGAAGAAUCUUCAUUUUAGGUUCCAAGUGUACAGUCUUCCUUGCAGCAGGUGGAAAAUAGGACCUCCUGCUCUCUCUCUUUCAACUAGAGUUACAAACCAUGGAAUUAGCAGGUGAAAUCCUCAGUCAUCCAGAGGCUGCCAUUUUAGAGGAUGUCAAAAAGACUUUCUGUUUAUCUUACUUUGACAUAAUCUUCUCAUUUAAAUGGAUCUGUUCCUGAUAAAUCUCACCAAGCAUUCCGUGUGACUAUUAUGAUGAGUGUAUAAAAUGCCAGCUAUGAAGAGGAAGCACUUGUGCUUUUAAAAGCAAGACUUGACUCUUUUUACAAUUAGAAUAAUCUGUUGAACUAUCUUUAACAGAAUCAACACCACACAUUGAAUGUCUUAAUCAUUUCUAGUUUAACACAAAUUCGCAACUCUCGAUACGUUACUCCAAGAUCUGUUAGCUUGUGCUCAAGUAACUUAGAUGUCUAAGGUGAAUACCAACCAGUUUUACAUAGACACUGUAUCAGAUGCUUUCUGUAGCACUGAAAGAUUUAACUGAAUUGACUGAAUAUUGAGAUUUCAGAAAUUCAAUGGGAUUUUAGAAGAAUCAGAGAGGACUGAGGAUGAAAAUCUUAAAAAGUGAUGUGGUUUCUAAGAGCCAGAAAAUUUUAGCAGACCUGGAAACUAGAAUUGUGCUAUUUUAUAAAAACUAAGUUCAGAAACUGACCACCUGAAUUCUGAAAGGACUGUUAGACUGUGAAGACUUUUUUUUUUUUUGGUUUUUGGGUCACACCCGGCGAUGCACAGGGGUUACUCCUGGCUCAUGCACUCAGGAAUUACUCUUGGCGGUGCUUGAGGGACCAUACGGGAUGCUGGGAUUCGAACCCGGGUUGGCCGCGUGCAAGGCAAACGCCCUACCCGCUGUGCUAUCGCUCCAGCCCCAACUGCGGAGACUCUUAUGGAUCAGUUGGUAUUCACAUUUGCUCACCACCCCACACAUCAAUCUCAUUUUACUGUUUAAAAAUCAUUUGAAGCUCUAAAAAAUAAAAGUAGCUAUAAUGUGUUACAAAGUAUUUUUAAGAUUUAAUAACAUUUUAUGCUAAAAUGAUUGAUUAUUGUCAAAAGUAGCAAACAUGGAAAUUAAAAAAUUGCUUAAUAGUUUACCCACAAAUAUUUAUAUUUAGACUGAUCUUUAAACCAAUCAUUUCUAAUUUUUAUUUCAACUCCUUUCAGAGAUAUGUUUAAGAGACUUAUUUCCUAACCAAUGCAGGUAUUUUGUUUGUUUUGUUUUUCAUAUCAAAAAUUUGAACUCAAAAUAUAGCUGUGAAUUGGAUUUUGCUGGAAAUCAGGCUGACCAUAAUCAAACUACAUUCUGUCUGGGUAGAAAAUAUCUACAUAUCCUGACAGUGGCCAUUGACAGAUACUAGAAAUCUACAUAUGUAUGUAGAUUCAAAGUCUAAACCAACUCAAUUUUAUAUGCAAUUUUUAAUCUAACAGACCUAGAAUAGUCUGCAAUUUCACUGCACGCAAAUACUUGUUACAUUUCUGAGAAAUGAAGUAACUUUAAAGAUUUAAGUCACAUGAUUGAGUACUUUCACUUGUGACAGAUAUAGCACACAAUAAAUCGAUUUUUAUUUAAUAUUUUAUAGAUGUUUCUAAUUUAAGAAAAGUCAGCUCUAGUGUUUCAUUUCAUCUCAUGAAAGUUUAUAACAUAAAUAAAGCUUCAAAGGAAUAUAAUAGAAUUCACUUGGAGAAUAUUUAUAUCCAACAUGCUAAUGACGUUAUUCUUUCCUUUUCAAGAUUCAUUACCGUGGCAAGAGUCAAGUCACUUCACUAACUCACUAUAGUGACAUAUGUGAGACCAUUUAAAUAUUAAGAUAAUGUAUAUUGAUUAGAAGAACUUAGAAGAGUAUAAAUUUAUGGUCAAAAUUAGCCUUGCCUUUGUCUAAAUGAAUUUCUGUGACCCAAUUGAAUGGUUUUAGUUGUAAUUUUGAAAUAGAUAAUUUUGUUGGGUAUUUCUUUUCUUUUCUUUUUGAGGGAGGGAGCAGGACAGAGAUACCCAGUGUUACUCAGGAGCCCUUUUGGGCUCUGAUCCAAAGUGACCAGAGAUCAUAUGCAGUGCUGGGGAUCAAAACCAUAGUCAGCACCAGAUAAAACAAGCACCUUACCUCCUAUACUAUAUCUCUGAUUCUCUUUUUUUCUUUUUCUUUUGACUCCUUCCCACUAUUUGCAUCUGAUGUGGUUGUAUUUUAUUAGUUUGAAGGGAACUUGGUUUAGAAAAAAGGAUCUUCUUAAAAUGUACCCAUGAGUUUCUAUCAUCAAAUAUCAGUAUAAAGUGUAACUGCUAUGCUGGGUAAGACCAAAAAUCUCCCAGUGAGUGUAUGGUCUCAUUAUCAGGUCUUGCUUUUUUCCUUAUAUAAGAAAUCUACUAAAAAUGGAAUGGAAUUUUCUAAUGUUGUAGCUUAAUUUAUCCAAUUUUGUUUUACCUCCUUUUUAUGUUAGCCACCAAGUUUUUCUCCUUCAUAAUGAAGAAAGCUACCCAUCUUUACAACUACAACUUUGUUGUUUUGAAAUUAUACUUAAAUAUAAAAAAGGAAGAAAUUAAACAAAAUUUAAAUAUGUCUUCCUCUAAAAUGGAAAAAGCCUAAAUACUUAACCUUAGUAAAUAAGUACCUAAGAUUAGUUUUGUCUUGUUUUUUUUUUUUAAAUUUAGCAUUGAUUCUUAGAUGGUUUAAUGAAAGGAGACCUGAACUUGAUAAAUUUGAAAUCUCAAUAAUUGGCCAUCAGUCAUUUUCUUUGUACUACAGUCAAGUAAGGUCAGCUUCAAAAGUUACUGUCUGAAUGUCAAUUUAUUAAAAACUAAUUAUGCCAAAUGGGUAUCUCAGAACACUACUUUUUCCCAGAGAUACAAUGUCCAACUGUAUAUGAGUAAAGGAAAGUUUAAGAUUAUUCAAUAUUCUUCUAAUGUUGUGGUCCUGAGACUGUAAGAGAUCUCCAGAGAUCAUCUGCCUCAUCCAUCUACCUCUCAAGAAGACGGUCAUGCAGACAUGCCCAACAGAAUAGAGACCCACUUAUUCAUAACACCACUUCUAAGAAAAGUGAUUUCAUGGCAACACAAAUCUAGUUCUCUUAGGUUUUCCUCACAAUAAAAAAAUUUCUUGGCCUGCUUUUGUGGGCCAGGCAUCCUGGAAACAACUGGGUGAUUUGGUCCAUUGUAUUGAGAAACUCGGUGGAAAGUUUCUCAAAGUUAUAUUCACAAGUCUCCUAAGAAAUCAGAUUUUUAAACAAAGAUAUAGACAACAGUCAAUCACAUGGCUUACUUCUGACAAAUAUGGCUCUUUCUAAAUUUUUAUUUACUAAUGAUUCCUGUGAGACCAGGAGGUAAUGUCAGGAAAAGUAACUGUGUCUGAUCCCUUAUGACAAACAUCAGAAAUCAGAUCAAGUAACUAUUCCAUUUUCUAAGAAAUUUCUAUUAUAAAAAGUGAGCAUAGUUUGCCUUCUUGCUUUGAAAUACCUUUUCACUAAUCUGUUUUGACCCUCCAAUGACAAAUGAAGGUCUCAAGUUUAUCUAUUCCUUCUAGGGCAAAUACUUGUGGUUGUGGAGAGUCUGAUGUGGAAUAAAAUGACUGGGGAAUGACUCAGUCACCAAUUGAUGUCAGCCUUUGUCCCCAUGGCCGCUUCUCAGGGAAGCGCUGAUGCCUUCUCAGGGAUCAGUAAAUGACUUUGAAAUUUGUCAUCUUGACAAAACCGGAAAAGGAAGCGAAGAGUUGGGAAAGGUGGUUUCUUUCUGAUCAGAUCCCAUGACCAAGCACCCCUACAGCUUUCAGAGUGAUUUCUGUUUACUCAGAGUUGCUUGCAACUCAGACAGAACUAACCGGAAGAUGAGGAGGAGCACCCCUGAAAUUUCCUUUCCCCAUGGGAUUUUUUUCAAUCUAUAUACAACUGCUUAUCUCUCCAACAUGGAUCUCUUGUGAAAUGACAGCCACACCACUGUGGUUGCUCUAUACAAAUAACUAGGGGACAUAGCCCCUUUUGCUUUUUUUUUUUUAAGGAAGCUAUAAAAUGCUUAUGUAAAGGGUAUUGAACAAUUCGGCCCAUGUUUAAUUGACUCUAGGCACCUCUAUGGAAAUAUGUCUGAGGCGUAGUUUGUGAAACAUGUUUCAAAAGUGUUUGAUGUAAAAUAAACGCUAGACAUUUACAGUACAGAAAUAGUUUUAAAAAUUAAAAACCUGUAGGUUACAACUCUGUUUCUAAGAACCUCAGCAUUUAUUGUGUCUUAGUACAGUUGAUCUGCUUUUAUUUUAGUUUCUUGCAUUUCUGGUGUAAUAGCCUCUUAAGAUAGAACUAUUAAUACAUAUGUACUGGUUAAUGCCUGUUAAUGCAGAAAAUGGCACUUUGUAAUUUCAAUGUGUUUCCCUCAAUGUCACAGGGUAUAUCAAUUUGAUAGGAAAAGGUCACAUGAUAUCAGUCAAAAAUGCAUUGUUCCCAUUUAAAACAUAUCUGUUGAAUUGGUCACAAAGACAAAUGUCAUCUUUUGCAGUGUUUUGGGUUUUUUGUUUGUUUGUUUGUUUAAAUCAGAAUGUUAGAUUUCACCUAUGUCUCCACUUUCCAGCUGCCAUAGAAAUUUAGUACUUUUUGCAAAUUCUGGUGAAAUCUAGUGAGCUGAAUGUAAUGAUUCAUCAAAUGAUCCAAAGGACUUGGGUAUUAUCCUGUAGUCUAUUUUAAACCAUUCAGAGAUUGCGAAUGGUCUUUAUACAAGGGUAGUCUUUUGAGAGCAUUUGUUACUUUCUUUUGUUACUUGUCUUUUUUAAAUUUUUAUUUUUUGCUGGCAAAAAAAAGUUGGGAGGUAAUUAAAAGAAGUUGGUGAGGAAACUCACUAUGAAUUUUUUUAUACUGUGGCUUGUUUUGUCUUUUAAUUAAUGUUUGUUGUUAAUUUUACUUGGUUUCAGCAUUAUUUUGAUGUUUUUUUUUUUACUGUUAUGUUCAGUCCAAUCUCUUUGAAAGGUUGAAAGGGAAGAAAAUAAAACUACAGUUCAUACAUACAAUCACUUUACACUAAGACGUCAUGUUGUAUGUCAGUUUUUAUAUUGGUUUCUCUUGUGUAUAAGUUAUAACAUCAAGAAUGCCAAAGGGUAUAAAAUAAGCUACAUAAUAUUCAAUAGAACUUAACCUGGACUUUAUGUUGUAAUAAUUUAUUCAUAUUAGUUGUAGUCUACUGUAUUUAUACUUUCAGUAUUUAUUAUGAAUGACAUGGAAAUUUGUGUAUUUAUUGUGGCUUUUUAUUGCAGUGUGUAUAUAUAUAAAUGACAAAUAAGCAUUUUUAAGUCUUAUCCUUAAGUUUCUUUUAUUAGUGGCACUUGUAUUAUGCUGUACUUUUUAUUAAAUAUUGUACAAUAUCUUGUCCAUUUGUUUGCAGCAGAGUAAAACCGGUUUCUAAAUUGUA
Sorex araneus (European shrew) is the source of this 12059-nucleotide messenger RNA. RefSeq names its product cysteine and serine rich nuclear protein 3 (gene CSRNP3). The record is from RefSeq and is a predicted model, not a curated record. Bases 84 to 2024 code for a protein of 646 amino acids. The transcript has 6 exons. Gene Ontology annotation, biological process: regulation of transcription by RNA polymerase II. Gene Ontology annotation, cellular component: nucleus. Gene Ontology annotation, molecular function: DNA-binding transcription factor activity, RNA polymerase II-specific; sequence-specific DNA binding. Lineage: Eukaryota; Metazoa; Chordata; Mammalia; Eulipotyphla; Soricidae.